Molecule: messenger RNA, 1749 nt
Organism: Diaporthe citri
Lineage: Eukaryota; Fungi; Ascomycota; Sordariomycetes; Diaporthales; Diaporthaceae
Exons: 6
Coding region: 1-1749 (582 amino acids)
Biological process (GO): proteolysis
Molecular function (GO): tripeptidyl-peptidase activity; serine-type endopeptidase activity
Source: RefSeq, a predicted model, not a curated record
AUGCUUGCGUUUGCUCUCCUGGCUGGGGUUGUAUCAGCCCGAGUCUUGAACCUUCCCGGUAUUCCAAAGGGAUGGGAGCAUGUCGGGCCAGCCUCACCGGACGAGCCGAUCCAGCUCCGGCUUUCUCUGAGGCAGCAAGGGUCGCCAGCACUGGAGGCGGCCGUCUUGGACCGGUCCACCCCAGGGACGGCCAACUACGGCAUACAUUUAAGCCGUGGAGAGUUGCAAUUUUACACGGCUCCGUCCGAGUGCACAGAGACGAGCGUGAUGCAGUGGCUCCGGGAAAAGAACGUCCCCCACUCUAUCGAAGCAGACUGGGCCACGAUCAGGACAACCGUCGACGUGGCCAACGACGUGUUCAACGCGUCUUUUGGCUGGUUCCGGCGCGAGGGAGGAGGAGCAGGGGAUGUCGGCGGGGAGCGCGAGCUCAGGCUGCGCAGUCUCUCCUUCGAGUCCGAGACAGCUUACGGCAGGAUCGGGUUCGCGUCGUUCAUGGGCCAGUCUGCUCGGUAUGGGGACCUCGCAGAGUUCAUCAGCGAGCUGGCGCCGCACUCUGGUGGCCUGAAAUUCUCCUUCACGGAGAUCAACGGCGGCGUGCACCUCGAGGAUCAUCCUUUCGUCCCCUUCGUCCACGAAGUGUCCCAUAUGCCAUAUGUACCGCUGGACCAGCAAGCCACGGCAGACAGCCCCUCCACCACCGGAAGCAACGAGCCCUACCUCGAGCUGCCCGAGUACCUGCUGGCCCUCAACGACACCGACCUGCCCACCGUGCUGUCCGUCCCGGACGGCGAGGAGGAGCAGUCCGUCCCCGAGGACUACGCGCACAAGGUGUGUAACCUCUUCAUGCAGCUCGGCGCCCGCGGCGUGAGCGUCAUCUUCGCCUCGGGUGACUACGGGCCAGGCGACUCGUGCACUAGCAACGACAGCUCGACCUACUUCCAGCCCGUAGUCCCGGCGACAUGCCCGUGGAUCACCGCAGUCGGCGCCACGGCCAACCGCGAUGACAUGCUACCAGGACGCCUCCGUCCGGGCAUACGUGGAGGGUCUCGGGGGCGCGUACGCGGCCUACUUCACGGUUCUGAGCGGGCAUUCCCCGACGCCGCGACCAUUGGCGUCAACUAUGCCGCCGUCGACCAGGGGGCCCACUACCUCGUCAAUGGCACCAGCGCCAGCGCGGCCACGUUCGCGGGCCAGGUGGCGCUGCUCAACGCGGCGCGGCUCAGCUCGAACCUGACGGCGCUGGGGUUCCUCAACCCGCUGCUGUACGAGUACGGCGCGAGCAUCUUCAGCGACGUGACGAGGGGCUCCUCGGUGGGCUGCGUGGGGAACGGUGUCUCUGGGGCGCAGGGCGCCAGCUGGCAUGCGACGGAGGGCUGGGACCCGGUCACGGGCUUGGGGGUGCUGAACUUCACCAGCUUUCAGGCCAUCGUAACCCCUGAUGCAGCGAGUGACGUCGGUUCUUACGGCCAUGUCGGCACGGGCGAGCUCUCCGUGGCCAAAGAGGUCGCCGAGGUGCAGAAGCUACUCAAGGCGUCCGGCCUGACGUACACGAUGCACUCGGCCGGCACGACGGUCGAGGGCAGCUGGGACGAGGUCAUGAGGGUCAUCGGCCAGGCUCACUCGGUCGUCCACCAGGUCGGGCCACAGCGGAUCCAGACCUCCAUGCGGGUCGGGACAAGGACGGAUAAGAAGCAGACUGCUGCUGACAAGGUCAAGCGGGUGGAGGAUUUGUUGGCCGAGAAGAAGUAG